Molecule: messenger RNA, 1650 nt
Organism: Bombus pyrosoma
Lineage: Eukaryota; Metazoa; Arthropoda; Insecta; Hymenoptera; Apidae
Exons: 2
Coding region: 664-1650 (328 amino acids)
Source: RefSeq, a predicted model, not a curated record
AACAAAUAAAGAUUAUGUAUUUCGAAAUAGUUUUAAAUUUCAGUAAUACACAGCACACAAAAUUUAUAAACUUAAUAUUUAAUUAUUUAUAAACAAUCUUUGAGACUGUUGUUGAAUUAGAUAAAAUUAUGUAAGAAUGUUCCAUUGUAAGGUUAUGAAACAUUUUUAAAUUACUCUGAUACAUUGACAAUCUUUUCUUUCAUGAUUAUUUAUCAUAAUUAAAUGAAAUAUAUCGCAUACUUACUAUACUUAAGGAGUCUUUUAUUUAAGGUACUUUUCUGACACAACUUAGCAAGAUUCUCGCGAAGAAAUAAAUUAAACAUAUUAAGCAUUUUAUAAAAAAGCUUUGAAUCACAUUUUAAUGUCUUCUUAUAAUUCAAAUAAGUAAUAUAAUUUAUUAAAAAAAAUAAAUAUAUAUAUAAUAAAAAUAAAUAAAUAAUUGUUAAAAUAUUAAAUUAUUGGAAGUAAUUAUGUUGUGCAUUACUGUGAAAUUGGACAAGGAAACAAUUGCAUAAGUUUGUUUAUAAUGUUUUGUCAAUGUUUCUAUAAUAUAGACAAAUUAGAAUUUUAUAAUAUUUUAUUAUACGUAAUGUUUCAAAAUAUUUAUAUAUAUUAACAUUUAAUUAUUAUUAUAAAUAAUUCAUAAUUGAGAGAUUUUGUAACAUGUUUGAGAUAUUAAAAUUCAAUAUGGAUAAACUUAUACACACAUUUAUACAGAAUUUAGGUUUAAGAAUUGAAUCUCAUGCCUGCAAAAAGUUUAACAAUAUUUCAUAUAUAUCAAAUAUGAAUAAAUCUUAUAUAGCAAAGCAACUAUAUUCUGCAGAGGAAAUCAAAGAUAUUAAUAUACAGCAAGAUUUGGAUUUUUCUAGUGAAGAAAACAUAAAAUAUUUCAUGGAAAAGCAUGUUGAUCUCUUUGAUAAACUUACUUAUUUAAAUAAUGCACAAAUUUUAACCUCUCAUUUGAAGAAUAUUAAUACAAUGAUUCUUCAGAAAAUAAAGCUAAGAUGGAAAUACAAUGGAAGUAUAAAAAAGAGAGAAAUUAAAACAUGGAACAAAAUUGUAACUUAUAACAAGAAACUAAGAACAAAUUUAGCAAAUAAAUUGAGUGGGUCACAGGGCAAAUUAUUGUCCUCUUCAGGAUGCAAACGAAAAUAUGUAAAUUUCUCUAAUUAUAAAAGAUAUAAAUUUAAAAAGGCUGCUCUUGGAAAUUUUAAACUACUUUAUCAUAACACAACUAUAUCCAAUGAUCACAGAAGUGAUAACAUUUUAGAAACAGAUAACGAUACGAAAACAUCUUUUCUUAGGCACAGUUUACCAAACAUUAUGAUAAAUAUCACAAACAAGCAAAUAGAAAUGACUGAACAAUUUUUAUGGUUGCAUGUAAAAGAUGUAGAAUAUAUGAAAAGAAACAUACAAGUUACUCUUCAUAUCGCAAAGAAUUCAAAAUAUAAUCAUGAUACAAAGAACCAAAUAGAAUAUAAUCAAGUACUUUGUCAUCAUGCAAUUCUAUGUUUAAUUGAACCAAGUGAAAAGGGUGCUGUUUUAAUUGAAGAUAAUUUACCAAUUAUUGUUCAAAAAUAUCUCGUACAUGGUUAUAAAUACCAUUUUGAUUUUCAGAGGUAUUUUAUGAAAGACGAACAUAAUAUAUAA